AUGGUGAAGGCACGGAAGAAUGUUGAAAAUAUGGAAAUUUACGAUUACAUGAAAGAACUGAAUGAAAAGAUAUGGGAAUACUUUUUUGAGGACGCGUUAGCACAUGAAACUAUAUUUAACUCAUUGAAUGAAUUGGAGCAAAUUAUUGUUUCUCGGUUGUUGUUUAUACAACAAGUAGUUUCAGAAAGGGCGAUGAGACUAUGGAUUAACCCCAUAUUUUUAAAAAAAUUAAGUGAAUGUAUUAAAAAUUUAGUCGAUGCGAAAAUAUUAGUAGAGAGUGAGACAAAAAAAGAUAAUUAUAACCAGUAUAAAAUAAAUGAGAAAUUUAGACUUACUUUAUUAAAUAAAAUUUAUAAAAAUAAUGAAGAUAGUGCGUUUAUUUUUAAUAAUAAUAUUAAAGGACAAAUACAAAAGGAAAAAAAUUUGUUUGAACAAAAUUUAUUUCCUACCAAAGAAGAGAUUUCUAGCUAUUCUCACAUUAAAUGGAAUAAUUUGUUACAUUUUAUUGCCUCUCCAAAAUUUAACAACGUGAACAGUUACAUUAGUUUUAACAACAGCACUGGUAAUAACAUCAACAUUAACAGUAACGUUAACAUUAACAGUAACGUUAACAUUAACAUUAACAGUAACAUUAACAGUAACAUCAACAUUGGCAAUGACGUAAAUCAUGGUAACACUUCUGCAGAAAAUAAAUACGCAUCUAGUUACGCAGAUUACGCUUAUUCUGGCCAAUUAAAAAAUGAGGAGGGCUUAAAUAAAAAUAAAAAUCUUGACAAAUCGUUUUACUAUAAUACACCUUUUAAAAAAACUAAAAAAAAAUAUAAAGAGGAGGAUGAAGAAUAUAAUCCAUAUGAGGAUGAGCAGUAUGCCGGAAGUCAUCAUAUAAAGGAAAAAUAUGAACAAUAUAAGGAAGAAAAAAUCGAGAGGGGGGUUAAGCACGAAAAUGUUGAGAACCAUGAAGAUGAUGAUAAGUUUGAAGAUGUUGAUAAAGUUGAAGAUGCUGGUAAGUAUGAAGAUUCUGGUAAGUAUGAAGAUUCUGGUAAGUAUGAAGAUGCUGAUAAGUAUGAAGAUGCUGAUAAGUAUGAAUAUGAUGAUAACUAUGAAUAUGAUGAGGAUAAUUACGGAGAGGAAUAUGAAAAGGGAGAAUAUUCUAAGAACGAACUGAUGAAGGAACCAACUGACGUAAAUGGAGAAAAAAUGUAUGAAAAUUAUAACUAUGAUUAUGAAAAAGAUAACAACAGCAACAAUGCAGCUUAUAAGGAUGGGAGUGCAAGUAAAACCGCGUCAAAUAAUGAACACAUAAAUCUAUUUGACUUUUAUAAAAAAAGAAGAAAGAAAAAAAAAGGUGUAUAUGCAUAUAAGCAAAAUGAUUUAUAUUAUAAAAGUUUGCAAACUAUGGAAAACAGUUACUUAGAAGAAGAAUAUGAUAAUUUUUUUUUUUCUAAUGUAAAAAAAGAUGCUCUUUCAAGCUAUUCUCCUUGUGAUAGUGUAAUUGAAGUAUUGAGAAGAAAAAAUUUUAUUUUAGAUGAUGUAAAUAACAAUAAAACAAUAAAUAUGAGCAGAGAAGCUUUCUCGUGGUUUUUAAAAGAUAUAAGAAGUAGAAUCAUAUCUCUAGUUCUUGAGUAUUUACUAAUAAUAGAUGAUGGACACGUUACCAACAUAGCUCAAGAUAUUUCCGCACGGUAUAAGAAGAAGAAAAAUGUAGAUGGAGGUAAUAAUAAUAACGGCAAUAACAUCAACAGUGGAAGUGGUGAUAACGCCAACAGUGGCAGUGCUGGUAAUUUCAACUGGGGUAGAGGGGAUAAUAUAAACAGUGGUAGAGGUGGUAACCUCCAGGAAGCAUAUGAGAGCAAAGAGAAAAAAGACUUCCACAGGGAGUCGUGCUAUAUAACGACUCAAAAUAAGGACCCCCACAAAUCAGAAAAGUAUGUUAAAGAAACAUUAUUACUAAUUUUAUCAUUAACUCAAUGUACCAUUAGUCAUCCCAUAUUUUGUGAUAACUUAACAAAUGCACAAAAAGAAUUUGUAGAUUUUGGUGUUCACAUAGGUUUGUUUUUUAAAACCAAUGAAAAUUAUAUAUUUACAACCCCAUAUUCUUUAUUACUAACUAUUAAUAAUUUAAACUCACAAAAUUACAUGUCUCUUUUGAAUAGUUUAACUGUUGAAGGUGUGUGUGAUAAUAGUGAUAAUAAAGCUAAGAAUCUAUUAAACGAAAAAUAUUUUCAUGUUUAUUCAUUAUUACAAGAUGAGAAAGAUACAAUGAAUAAAAAAUUGGAAUCCCCAGAGGAUAUACAAGAUAUGAAAAAAGAUAAAACUAUUAAUAAAUUAAUUAAUCAAAAUUUACAUUUUGAGAAAAAAAUGAAUACAAAUAAUAAUCUAGAAAUUGGACUCAUUGUACAAAGUAAUUUUAAAGUAUAUUUAUACACAUCUUCAAUAUUACAAAUUAACAUUUUAAGUCAUUUAUGUGAAUUACAAGCAAGAACACCGAACAUGGUCGUUGGUAUAUUAACAAGAAGAAGCGUUUUAAAUGCUUAUAAUUCUGAUAUCACUGCAAAUCAAAUUAUAAAAUUCUUAGAAUCCUAUGCACAUCCUGGAGGUAGUAAUUUUAAAAGCACUGUACCAAUAAAUGUUAUUACUCAAUUAAAAUUAUGGGAAUCAGAAAGACAUAGAUUAACUUUUGAGGAUGCUAUUGUUUUUAAAUCAUUUGAAAAAGAAUUCUUACCUCACUUGUAUCAACAAAUUGUUAUAUGGGCUAAUAGCAAAAAUUAUCUAUUGCAUUAUACCCCUUGGCCAAAAAAUACCAAUUCUCCAGAAUUUGACCAGUGGAUGAAAGCCGAAAAAUAUCUUUGCUGUAUUUAUGAAUCGAAAAAUGAAAUAAUCGAUAAAAUUAAAGAAAUUCGGGAGAAGCUGAUGAAAAAGAGGCAGAAAGCGUAG
Molecule: messenger RNA, 2934 nt
Organism: Plasmodium malariae
Lineage: Eukaryota; Apicomplexa; Aconoidasida; Haemosporida; Plasmodiidae
Gene: TFB2
Product: RNA polymerase II transcription factor B subunit 2, putative
Exons: 1
Coding region: 1-2934 (977 amino acids)
Biological process (GO): nucleotide-excision repair
Cellular component (GO): transcription factor TFIIH core complex; transcription factor TFIIH holo complex
Molecular function (GO): ATPase activator activity; double-stranded DNA binding
Source: RefSeq, a predicted model, not a curated record